This is a messenger RNA of Ilex paraguariensis (yerba mate), 1329 nucleotides long. Lineage: Eukaryota; Viridiplantae; Streptophyta; Magnoliopsida; Aquifoliales; Aquifoliaceae. The record is from the annotation of a GenBank genome assembly.
AUGAUCAUUUCCACAACAUCAAAUCUGGUUGCAUUGACAAGUGUUGAUCACAUUCACCUCUUUUUAGGUUCUGCUAGCAAGCAAGAUGGGCGACACAUGCCUUUGGUGCAGAAAGAAAGAAAGAGGACUAUCGUUGAUUUGAUGUUGCAGUGCAUUCAUCAAUUUUCCACAGCUUGUUGCUGUGACGUUGCCUUGUUUAAAAGUUUUAUUGGUAAAGCAGGUAACUUAGCCUGGCUUGGGCAAAUUAAAGCUGGAUUGAUCUGUGACAUGCAGGUUCUCAGGUUCCAAUGGGCUGUGUUAAUGGCGAGAUGUCAUCGGAUAGUAACUCUGGGUCUUGAAACGCAAUCGCUGUUGAUUCCUGCAAAGUAUCAGGGUAAUGAAGGAUUCAGAAGGUCACAUCCUGUACUGUUGGUUGUUGCGGGUGGUGAGACCAACAAGUUAAGUCUUGAUCAAAAGCGUUGUCAUUUGGGUGGGUGUGGCAGAGACGGUUCUAUGGAGUUUCAAUCGGGGUAUGCCAUCAACUCUCCUACAGCUAGUCGAUUUUACUCUCUAAGUUUUAACUUUUAUGUGCAGGCCCUCAGGUUCCAGUCGGCAGUGUUAAUGGUCAGAUGUAGUCACCGGAUUGUAGCUCUGGGUCUUGAAAUACAAGUUUCUGCUGCGGCAAGAAAUUUGAUGGCUUACUAUUACCCUCCCUUGUGGCAGAUACACUGCAUUGAUAUACACUUACUGUUGAGGACAGUGUUCUCACCUAUCCCUUUCCUCAGUUUGGAGGACAAGGAACAGGUUUUUGUUAAGGAAAUUGAUUCUUGGAUACAUAAUAGUGCAGCCACUCAAACCUAUGACUGGGCUCUUCUCAUAUCAUCCAAGACAUGUGCUUCAGUCAUUACUAUUAGUGGAUUACUAAUAUCCAGCCCAAGGGACUUGCCACUUUUUAUCCCCCUUUGGUGGCAAUGCCAGCUUUCAAACUCUUGUUUCUCAUGGCAAAGGUCUAUGCCCGUAUCCCAUUGUAUCUCUACCACGGCGGUCUACUUCAUCUUAAACCAGCAAUCUUCUUCACCUCGGCACCCUUUUACCCUUUAUGUGGUAAGGAGGAUAAAGAAUAAUGCCUCGGGAUUGCUUAUUCAGUUAGCAAUUCCGCUACUUCUGCAAAGGGAAAGGUUAAUCUGCCAUCUUGUGCUGGAUGUUCACUCUGGGGUUAAUUCCUUGGAGCAUCUGUUAGUUUAUACUCCAUCAGGCUAUGUGAUUAAACUAGAGCUUCUGCCAUCAAUUGAGGCGGAGCUAAAUGAGAGUGAUCCAGCAACUUGGUCUGGCUCAUAUGUACAUUCGUAA